Molecule: messenger RNA, 4218 nt
Organism: Varanus komodoensis (Komodo dragon)
Lineage: Eukaryota; Metazoa; Chordata; Lepidosauria; Squamata; Varanidae
Gene: SEMA6A
Product: semaphorin 6A
Exons: 20
Coding region: 385-3465 (1026 amino acids)
Biological process (GO): axon guidance; semaphorin-plexin signaling pathway; neural crest cell migration
Molecular function (GO): chemorepellent activity; semaphorin receptor binding
Source: RefSeq, a predicted model, not a curated record
ACUGGCGUAGCGUCUCCUUCUGGCAAAAGCGGCGAACAGCAAGAGGCAGGUCUCCAAAAGAACGACUUCUUCCCUCGCUCGGCUACGGAGCCCCCCUGCGCUCGGCGUGCUGUCGGCGGCCGCUCAGAGAUGAACACAUUGCGCUUGGAUCUCCCAAAGAAGUCGAAAUAUUGAAUCGCUCUCCCCCACCCGCACUCCAGAAGCACACAUGUAAUAAUGACAAAGGAUUGCAAAGGCGAGAGUGGAUCGAGUUUCGCUGAGCGAUCCCCUUAACUGGAUUACUAAAUGGGACACUCCAUCAGCUAGUGCUGUGUCCUCUCCAGCUUCCCAGAUACAUGCACCAACGAGGGUGAAGUAAAGAAAUAGCCUCCCAGCUGAACUACUAUGAGGUCAGAAGCCUUGCUGCUAUAUUUCACACUGCUACACUUUGCUGGGGCUGAUUUCCCAGAAGAUCCUGAGCCAAUCAGUAUUUCGCAUGGCAACUAUACAAAACAGUAUCCGGUGUUUGUGGGUCACAAGCCAGGACACAACGCCCCACAAAGGCACAGACUGGACAUUCAGUUGCUUAUGAUCAUGGACAGAACCCUCUACAUUGCUGCUAGGGACCAUAUUUAUACAGUUGAUAUGGAUGCCUCACAUACAGAAGAAAUUUAUUUUAGCAAAAAAUUGACGUGGAAAUCCAGACAGCUCGAUGUAGACACAUGCAGAAUGAAGGGAAAACAUAAGGAUGAAUGUCAUAACUUUAUUAAGGUUCUUCUAAAAAGAAGUGAUGAUACAUUAUUUAUUUGUGGGACAAAUGCCUUCAGUCCUUCCUGCAGGAAUUAUAAGAUGGAUACUCUGGAGUUUCUUGGAGAUGAGUUCAGUGGGAUGGCCAGGUGUCCUUACGAUGCAAAACACGCCAAUGUUGCAUUGUUCGCAGAGGGAAAGCUGUAUUCUGCCACUGUGACAGACUUUCUUGCAAUAGAUGCAGUCAUUUAUCGGAGCCUUGGAGACAGCCCAACUCUGCGGACAGUCAAACAUGAUUCAAAAUGGUUGAAAGAGCCUUAUUUUGUCCAUGCAGUGGAUUACGGCGACUAUAUCUAUUUUUUCUUUCGUGAAAUAGCAGUGGAAUACCACAGCAUGGGAAAGGUAGUUUUCCCCAGAGUAGCUCGGGUUUGCAAGAAUGACAUGGGUGGAUCUCAGCGUGUGCUGGAAAAACAAUGGACUUCCUUCCUGAAGGCACGACUGAACUGUUCAGUUCCUGGGGAUUCGCAUUUCUAUUUUAACAUACUGCAGGCAGUUACAGAUGUUAUCCAUAUCAAUGGUCGAGAUAUUGUCUUAGCAACCUUCUCCACCCCUUAUAACAGCAUCCCUGGCUCUGCUGUCUGUGCUUAUGAUAUUCUUGACAUUGCCAAUGUAUUUACUGGGAGAUUCAAAGAACAGAAGUCUCCAGAUUCAAUAUGGACACCAGUUCCUGAUGAACGAGUACCCAAGCCCAGGCCAGGUUCCUGCGCUGGUUCUGCAUCACUUGAAAAAUAUACAUCUUCCAAUGAAUUUCCAGAUGAUACUCUAAACUUUAUCAAAACACAUUCUCUCAUGGAUGAAGCAGUACCAUCAAUUGUCAACAAGCCAUGGUUCCUGCGGACAAUGGUCAGAUACCGCCUGACCAAAAUUGCAGUAGAUAAUGCCGCUGGACCAAAUCAGAAUCACACUGUGGUCUUCCUUGGAUCAGAGAAGGGAAUCAUUCUGAAGUUUUUGGUCAGGACAGGAAACAGUGGUUUUCUAAAUGACAGCCUUUUCCUGGAGGAAAUGAGCAUUUACAAUUCUGAAAAGUGCAGCUAUGAUGGGGUAGAAGACAAAAGGAUUAUGGGGAUGCAACUGGACAAGAGAAGCAGUGCCCUUUAUGUAGCAUUUUCAAACUGUUUAAUAAGAGUCCCACUAGGAAGGUGUGAACGCCAUGGCAAGUGCAAAAAGGCCUGCAUAGCUUCUAGGGACCCAUAUUGUGGAUGGAUGAAGGAAAGCGGGGCUUGUAUGCAGCUAUUACCUGGAGCAACACUGGCAUAUGAGCAGGAUGUAGAGCAUGGCAAUACCGAUGGCCUGGGUGACUGCCAAAAUUCGUUCGUAGCACUGAAUGGGCACUCCAGUUUACUUCCCACCACCACUACUUCAGGCUCUCCAGCCCAACAGGGCUACGAUGCUAGGGAGCAUAUUCUAGAUUGGAAGGAUCCAGUUGACUCGUCUGAGAACACAAAUCCAUAUGUGGCCGUUUCAUCCCAUAAUCACCAAGACAAGAAGGGGGUGAUUCGUGAGAGUUAUCUCAAAGGGCAUGAUCAGCUGGUGCCUGUCACCCUCCUGGCCAUUGCAGUCAUUCUUGCCUUUGUCAUGGGGGCUGUCUUCUCGGGGAUCAUAGUCUACUGCGUUUGUGACCAUCGACGCAGAGAUGUGGCCAUUGUGCAGAGGAAAGAGAAAGAGCUGGCCCAGUCCCGCCGAGGCUCCAUGAGCAGUGUCACCAAGCUCAGCGGCCUCUUUGGGGACACGCAGUCGAAAGAACCAAAGCCUGAAGCCAUUCUCACUCCCCUGAUGCACAACGGCAAGCUUGCCACCCCCGGCAGCACAGCCAAGAUGCUCAUCAAAGCUGACCAGCACCAUCUGGAUUUGGCUGCUUUGCCAACCCCAGAGUCCACCCCGACACUGCAGCAGAAGAGAAAGCCCAGCCGUGGCAGCAGAGACUGGGAGAGAAACCAGAACCUCAUCAAUGCCUGCACAAAAGAUAUCCCCCCUAUGGCAUCACCCGUGAUCCCCACAGACCUGCCUCUCAGGGCUUCUCCCAGCCACAUCCCAAGCGUGGUGGUCCUGCCCAUUUCUCAGCAAGGGUAUCAGCAUGAGUAUGUUGAUCAGCCAAAAAUGAGUGACGUGGCACAGAUGGCUAUGGAGGACCAAAAUGCUACCCUUGAGUAUAAAACCAUUAAAGAGCAUCUCAGCAGCAAAAGCCCCAACCACGGGGUGAACCUGGUGGAGAAUCUGGAUAGCAUGCCCCCCAAAGUACCCCAGCGGGAGGCCUCUCUGGGUCCCCCCAGCUCCUCUCAUGCUCAGAGCAGUCUGAGCAAGCGGUUGGAAAUGCAUUCUUCUGCUUAUAACGUGGACUACAAGAGAAACUACCCUACGAACUCGCUUACGAGAAACCACCAGACUUCAACUCUCAAACGAAAUAAUACAAAUUCUUCUAAUUCCUCCCACCUUUCAAGAAAUCAGAGCUUUGGCAGGGGAGACAACCCCCCUCCUGCCCCACAGAGGGUGGACUCUAUACAAGUCCACGCUGCUCAGGGUCAGACUGUGACUGUGUCUAGGCAGCCCAGUCUCACCACGUACAACUCGCUGACAAGAUCAGGGCUGAAACGUACACCUUCAUUAAAACCAGAUGUACCCCCAAAGCCUUCCUUUUCCCCUCUUUCAGCAUCAGUGAAGCCUAAUGAUGCGUGUACAUAAUCACCGUGGGGUGGGGGGGACAGCAGGUGACCAGAGUAUGCCCUUAAAGCCAGUCUUCGGCAGCCAUAAUGCUAGUUUCGACUGACCAGGAAGCUGCUAAGCCUGUGGAUGUACUGCUCUCUGGGAAAAGUGGAAUAUUUGUUAACAUUCGGGCCAUGCAAUCCACAGUUUGUCACCACAGGACCCACCCCCACAACACAACCGUCCUUUACUCAACAGACUAACCACAAACAUUGAGCCAAAAGCACACACCUGAAUAAUGACUGUGAUACUUCACUCUCAGCUGCACAGUGCAUCCCAGAACUGGGAAACGAGUACUCUGAAAGCAAAAGGAAUGGGAAAAUGAGCCACCAACAACAGCAACAGAAGGAUUGCUUGAUGAAGCUAACACUAACUGAACUGUGGCAGACAUUUACUAUGUACAGGUACUGUGAAAGGCCCAUCAGUGUUACAGCCAUUUGGUUAAAGCAGAUUGCCAUGUUGGGCAGUGACCCUGUCAUAGGUUUCUGCUACUCUUCUCUUUUAAUAACAUGUGACUGUUAACGCAAGUAACUCCUAUUAUUUAUUGUUCAUCCUUUUUGUCUUUUUUUAAAAAUUCCUAAGGAAAUUACUUCUGCAUAUCAUCAUAUGAGCAGCUCUCUCCAGAAGGAAAAAAUACAUUGAAAAUUAUGCCUAUUUAACAUGAAACCCAUUAACUGGAGUAAUUAAAACUCUUUUUAUUUUUCCAAUAAAUUCACUGAGUUAAAUAAGUUG